UGGUGCGAAUAGUCUGAUUUUGUUUUUUUCAGUUUUAGUAGACUUUGUAAAUGCCCGAGAGUUACCAGAGAGAAGAAACAACCCGCAUAAAGAUAAAAAAAAAACAUGUUUUAUUUACAGUUUCUUAAUGCCACCGAUUUUUUUUUCAUCAAUUGAAAUGGCACUGGAGCUUUUAAGACAUUCUGUAACGUUACAGGACAGACAUUUGUAAUCAGGCGCCACAGAGAGCAACCACCGUUUUGCAGCCAUACCAACACAGUCACGAAUUUGUCCAGUGAAAUAAGUUUAACAAGUCGUGAGAUUCAAUGUCACAUACAACUCUGUAGUCAUAAUUCGUUUUAAAUGUAUGCAGACCAGCGCGUCCCACAUGUAAAACCUGUCUUUUGCACUGAACUGUGAGGAUGUUUGUGUUUGCCAGUUGGCUGUCAGGCAGCCCGUGAUUUCUGGGUUGAGGGGGUCCUGAGCGAAACAGCAGCACUGAGCCGAAUCUGACAGACACACAGGAAGGACUGAAAGAAGAGAAACUGGGAGCAAAAUGCAUAUUUAAAAAAUUCCAAGGCAAAUAAGAAUAGUCAUACUUCAUGCAGUACCAAGAUAGACAAAGUUACGCUUUUGUUGUUAAUCUUAGAUAAUAGAAAAAGACAAGGUAAAGUCCGCAGAGAACAGCGCUAGGAAAGGCCGAGAUUCGAGAAGGGGUAAAAAUAAAAUCACAAUAAUGCGAUAAUUAGUUAAAAGACGUAAUUUUUUAUAUUAUGUUAACAUUUAUUUCUGCUUUCAAUCGUUAUUUUUAUUAUUGUUCAUAAUAAUAAUAAUGAAUAUUAUUAUUUUCGACGAAAGAUUUGUAAAAGGUGUUCUGCAAGUUGGUGUGGUAAACUGAGGAGUUGUAAGGCAGGUGGGAGGGGGUUGACAGAUUCAGUGUUUAAUAAACACUGUUUACAUUGUUUUAAUUAUGGUUUUACAACAAAAGCCUUUGAAACGACUAAAACUUACUUAGUUUGUGUUGCUUGGGCCCCUCUACACACAGAGAUAGAGAGGCGGGGAAAUGUACUUCUGCUGCUGAAAUGGUAUCGUUAUAUAGCCUAGGCCUAAUUAUUGUGUUGUAGAAUAAGUCAAAUAUGAAAGUAAAUAAACUAAAAUGACAAAACCAUAGCGUUCAAGUUGACUGGAAAAUGUUGUUUAUACUUUCGUCCGAUUCUGAGGCGCAGCCAUGAGAUCACGUGACCCAGCAGAACUCCCACGCUGAAUGCUCCGGAUCCAAAUGGUUUUUCUAGGUUUGCAAACAUGGGUGACAUGAAGACCCCAGAUUUCGAUGACCUUCUGGCUGCUUUUGACAUCCCUGAUGCCACUAGCUUGGAUGCCAAGGAGGCUAUCCAGACAAGCAACGAUGAAGCUGAUAGUCAUCUAAAGCCAGCAGGGAUGUGCAUGGAGGAGAAUAUAUCCAUGCAUCAUGCAGUGCCUGUCCCUGACAUCCCAGCUGUGAGCGUGAUUGUGAAGAAUACAAGCCGCCAGGAGUCCUCCGAGUCCAGCUCUGAGAAAGACGGAAAUCCCCUUGGACACAGCUUUUUGCAGAAUGGAUUUCGGAGCUCUGAAGUGGCCCCUGAUCCUCAUAACAUGGGGCAGGGAAGCUAUGGAAAAUUUGAAUCUUCAUUCAUGAAUGGGGGUAACUCAGGGAAUUUCUCUAACAGAACUGAAGACCAGAAGACUGAAAGUAUGCCACCCUUCUCUCAGUUCAGUCCUAUCUCCAGCCCGGAACCAGAGGAUUCUGAAAAAGAGGAGCGACCAAAACAAGAAGAGAGACCGUACUUCCCUGCUGCUUCUGUGUUCGUAUCUGCAGAACACUCUGUGUUGGACAAUCAGAGAAAGUUACCAGAGUUCAGUAUGUUUGAUCAGUGCUCCAAAAAAGAACCCAAGACUGAGACUGGAAGCAGCAAGGAAAAGGAGGUGGAAAUUGGCAAGUCAGAACAGUCCAGAACAGAGAUAAAGCCAAAAGACACUACCAAUGACCAUGCUAAAAACAACAGCUUUCUUGGCACAGCCAUGCUUCCUUUGGGUGACCUACAAUGUAAUAAUCUGGGUGAGCCAAAGAAUACUCUUGCCUCUGAGACUAGCUUUUGCUCUUCUGUUCCUCCUCGCCAGCGCAUCAAAUCUGCAAACUCAAAACUGUCCUCUUGUCUAGCAGCUUUAGCAGCGCUCAAUGCCAAAAAGGUAGCUGAGGUUACAAAAGAAGAGCAACUGCCCGUCCCCAGAGAGCCUUCAGUGGCUAUCAAGGAAGCUGUCAAGGUUAGUCCCAAAAUACCCAAAUCACCUAAGAGUCCCAGAAGUCCUUUGGAAGUUGUGAAGAGAUCUUAUAAGCAACUAGAUAGUCCGAUGAGUGUUUGUAGUGACAGCAGUGGCAAAGCAUCUCCUUCCCUGGCCGCAGGUUCACCUCUAGCCAUCCCGAGAGUCAGAAUCAAAACAAUCAAGACGUCCUCUGGUCAAAUCAAGCGAACUGUCACUAGUGUGUUACCGGAUUCCGAACUAGAGGAGCUGCAGUCUCCUGAAUCGUCACCCUCUCAAUAUCAAUCUUCUGAAGACUUGACAUUUAAAUCGACACCUCCCUCUUGCAUUAGUACUGGAGUGGCUGUUGUUGAGAAUGGAAAGAACAAAACUAAUAACAAAAACACAUCUACGGUUGCUUCACCCAGCUUAAGCCAGCAGGUAACUAAUGUCAGGCCAGAAGGGGGUGUUAAGAAGAAGGCUACAGUUCUGCCUUCAUCGUCGUUUCAGAAUGCAAGCAGUGCCAUCAUGAGGGUUGUAAACGUGGUCCAGCAGCAGCAAAAAAAACAGAAGGCUGCAGCUGCUCAGGUGGGGAAUGCCUCAAAUACUAACCUCCUUCCAAAGGCAGUCCACCUUGCUAACUUAAACCUGGUUCCCCACAGUGUUGCUGCAUCAGUGACUGCAAGGUCCACUACACAGCGGCAGAGGCAACCACAGUUAACCACACAAGUGGUGUGCAGCACAGUCCCACUGGUGCAUCAGGUGAAGAAAGCUGCCCCAGCGGUGUCCCCUGUCGUCCCAAAUGCAGCAGUAGGGGCUUUAAACAGGCUUUUGAAUGGUGCCAAUCCAGUGCCGGUUUACGUGCCGAACUUAAACCCCCCACCGGAAAGCAACAUCUGCUUGCCUGCCCGUGGCUAUCGCUGCCUGGAAUGCGGGGACUCAUUUGGACUGGAGAAGAGUCUGGCACAGCACUAUGGCAGGAGAAGUGUGCACAUUAAAGUGGCAUGCACUCAUUGCGCAAAGGCGCUGCUUUUCUUCAACAGGUGUAGCUUGCUGGCUCAUGCCAGGGAGCACAAAAGCAAAGGUAUUGUCAUGCAGUGUUCCCAGGUCUUUAUGAAACCCAUCUCUCCUGACCAGAUGUUUGUAUCCACUCCUGCAAACUCUUCUGUGUCCUCUGCCCCCACAUCUGUCUUAGCUGGCUUGCCUGUUCCUGGGAUGGCCCCAAACAACCAGCCAGUCAUGCCUUUAUACUCUGAGAAAAUUGUUCGGCAUGGACUCAAAUGCCUUGAUUGUAACAAGCAAGUCUCGGAUUACCCAUCACUUGCAGGUCAUUACCAGAGGUUUUCUGAGGAAACUGAAGGAUUGACGUGCCAAGUGUGUAUGAUGAUGCUACCUAAUAAGUGCAGCUACGCAGCUCAUCAACGAACCCAUGCACACAAGUCUCCAUAUUGCUGCCCUGAGUGUGGUGCUGUGAGCCGAUCAGCAGAUUUCCAGACACAUGUCAAGGAGAAUUGCCUUCACUAUGCACGCAAGGUUGGCUAUAAGUGUAUUCAUUGUGAUGUGGUGUUCAUGUCGUUUUAUGUACUAAAGAAUCAUAUUGAGGAAAAACAUUGUGAGGAGUUCUAUAAGUGUUCAGUCUGUCCAGUGGCCUUUAAAUCUGCGGACAGCACUAUCUCACACAUCAAAAAGAGCAAACAUCCGCCUCCCGAAGCAUCUCCCCAGCUGAUCUAUAAAUGUUCCUGUGAAACCGUAUUUAACAAGAAGCAGCUGUUGUUCCACCACUUCUGUCAGGACACCAAUAAGCUGCUUGUCUGUGUGUUCAAGUGCCCUGAAUGCCAGCUUGUCUUCAUGCACAAACAGUUGUUGAUGCAGCACUUCAAGGGUGCCCAUGGCGUUGCAAAGCAAACAGAGGUACCUGAAACUUUGAGACAAAAGUCUGAGACUGUUUCACAGAGCCAGGAAGCAAGAUCAUCAACUGGACAGCCCAGGUCUAACAGCACUACAAAGCACCUUGUGGACACCCCUUCUGUGCAUAAGUCAGAGAGCAAGAUAAAGUUAAAGAAUGCUGGCUGGACCUGUGGGGAGUGUCUACACUGGCUCCCGGACCGGGAAACUUUUGUGUCUCAUAUGAAGAAGAGUCAUGGAAGGUCAAUGAAGAGGUACCCGUGCCGUCAGUGUGACCGGUCGUUCAAUUCUUCUACCAGUUUGCGACGUCAUAUACGCAAUGACCACAAUGGCAAGAAAAAAAACUACACCUGCUGGUAUUGCACCGAUGAAAAGGUUACUUUUACUAAACACUUCAUGCUGAAGAACCAUAUUAGUCUGAUGCAUGGGAUUAAAAACCCAGACUUCAGCCAGAUGUCAAGGCUAGCCCCUCCGGAGAAAAGCAGCAAAACAAGUUCAGAGUCGUCGGUGGCAAAAAGAACCGCAGAAGAUGUCAAUAUGGAAGGGGCUGAGAAUGCUGUGUCUGACGUCUCACCUGCAAAAAAACUGAAACCACAGUACAGGUGUGCAAAAUGUGGCUACUCGACAGAGAAUGCUACAGAGUUCCAGGAACACAUACCUCAGCAUAAGACAGACAACUCCACCUUCCAGUGCCUGCACUGUUGCCUCUGUUACACAUCUCAGAUGUCUCUCAGUAGGCAUCUCUUCAUAGUCCAUAAGGUUAAAGAGGCAGUGGGAGAGGAGGAGGAGGAGGAGGAGGAUGAAAACUUUCAGACCCUAAAAGACAAUGAAAAAGGGGGAGUGACGGAUGCAAUUGGGGAGACCAACACUAGCUUAGAGGAAGGAAUAAUGGAGCGUCAGUGUAACAUUUGUAGCAAGACUUUUGAUGACGAAUCUGCAUAUGUAGCUCACAUGCGGAUUCAUGGAAUGUCAUUUCUAAAGACAAUGCAAAGUGGAGGUCCUGAACAAUAAGCGUGAAAACAGACAAGCUGCUACCCUUUUUAGAGCGGAAACAAAUUAAGCAGCUUUAAAGUAUGGUACAAGUAAACACCCUAUGUUUUCUUUUCUUAUAAUGCUGAUCUGUGAGAUAUAUUUUAAAAGUAGACAUGGUAUAAGUUUGUAGCAUGUAUCGCAUUCUUUCAGCUCCCUCCCCUCCCCAAAGAAAUUUCAGGUUUUAAGAUUUUAGAACUAAAAUGAGUUGUUUGGUUGAAAGGUGUGGUUGAAGAAAAUGAAGGCAUUUGCUUUUGAAAGUAUUCCCUGGUGUACUUGCAAAGAUUUUUUUUUUUCCUUUUGAGAAUCAUUUCAUUUAAAAUUCAGCACUGCAGAGUGACUACAAAGCAAACAGAUCAGUUUGCUUAAAAGAAAGGCAAAAUAGAAAAAUAAAUGUUCUUUACAAAUUAUGUAGCGUGUAUUCAUUAAAGCAGUAAUGUCAGUUGAUUAUAUAAUUCACAGUAUUCCCAAGCCUCUGUUACUUGUACCAGUAAUUUAAAUUCUUAGUGUAGUUAGUUACACAUCAAACUUUUUUCUAAUUAUAGCCUUAAACCAGCUUGAAUUGUUAUAAAGAAGAGGUUGAUGGCCAUUCCUAAAAAAAGAAAUCAAAUCUAAAAACGUUUAAAAUACUGCCACGAUGCACCCUUUUAUUCCUGUUCUCUGCCAUUCUCAACACACAAGAAGUACAGUCCAUGCAGCUUAAUAAUAUUUUGAUUCCUGAAGAGAUUCUACAUCUGUAUGUCUGCAUACGUGUGUUUGUUACUUUUACCUCAGAAUGCAGUGUAAUGGCAACUGCUGCUCAGAAUGUGUGGCGGGCGUGCUCUUAAAUCAAAUAAUGACUGUAACUUUAUAAGAAUUAACUGCAUAUUUAUAAUAAUAUUUAAAACAUAGUUAAAGGCAACUAAAAUAAUCAGAGAACAAUUGGGAAUCAGUUUGGUUGGCUCUAAAUUCUAAAAGGUUAUAUUGUUGUUUUCUUUUUCAAACAUUAAUAAUAAAAAUAAUAAUAGUAGAAUAUACUCAUUGAUCAGAAAGCUUAGUAUUGCAGAACGGUAGAAAUUCUAAUCAGGGACAUUUAGGGAAGAAGUGAUGGACUUGGAAACUUGAUAGGUUUUUAAAGAACAGAUGUGUAAAUGAAUGAGGGGUUAUUUUUGAAUGGGAGUGUUUCGUUCCUGGUAAUAAAUCCAGUAUAGCGUGCAUUGAAUGAUGUCAGAAUGCAGCAGAAAGUGUGAAAGGGCUUGGUAAGCUUCAGCUGCUGUAUGAGAACGGCACAUUCAAAUGUGUGUUUUUAAAAGUAUGCUGAAGUGGUUGCUGAAACAAAAAAUCAAAGGUGGAUGAUGACUGUACUGUGUUCAUGCAUUCUAUAUAUAUAUAUAUAUAAAUAUUAUAAUAUCUUAUCUCCCAUAUUACUCAAUUUUAUAAAUUACUUUGGAGAUUUAUAUUUAAUUGUAGUCAUAUUGACUUUUUUUCAUGUGAACUUUCUUUUUGUGCUGUACUUCCUUGUGCAUCUCUUCCCACAUGCAUUUUGAACAUGUAAUGUGUGUUUGGUUUUCUUUUGAACCAGAAUCCAGCCCUUAUUGUUUACUGAAGAAUGGCUAAUUUAAAAUAUUUAUCUUAUUUUAUUCAAAUUAUCCACUUUUGAAUUUCAGUGUUUUUGAUACAACCUAUACAGAACAUUUGUACUUUUUGAUAAUGUGUACAGUGCUAGCCAGUGUAUAUAGCUAUUAGAUUCACAUGUUUAUCAGGGCUAUUUUCCAGGCCAUCACAUCUAUUUAAUCUGCAUUGGCCUUUGUGCCUUGCUGUUAUGUUUACUUAAAAUUAUUGCAAAUAAAACACAUAUUGCAGAAAAUGUGUGGUUUAAAAAAAAUGUACUUUGAUAAAACUGAUCUUUUUGCAUACAUGUCACAAAAAUAAAAAAUU
This is a messenger RNA of Acipenser ruthenus (sterlet), 7107 nucleotides long. Its product is annotated as zinc finger protein 592-like. Bases 1282 to 5172 code for a protein of 1296 amino acids. The transcript is spliced from 9 exons. Lineage: Eukaryota; Metazoa; Chordata; Actinopteri; Acipenseriformes; Acipenseridae. The record is from RefSeq and is a predicted model, not a curated record.